CGCUCAGCCAUGGUGUGAGGGCAGGGACUGAGCCGGCCCGGCCCGGCCCGGCUCGGCGGCGGCAGCAGCACCAUGUCGGGCCCGAGCGCCGUGUCGGACCCGCAGCACCCGGCGCGGCUGCUGCGGGCGCUCAGCUCGUUCCGGGAGGAGACGCGGUUCUGCGACGCGCACCUGGUGCUGGAGGGCGAGGAGAUCCCGGUGCAGAAGAACAUCCUGGCGGCCGCCAGCCCCUACAUCAGAACAAAAUUGAAUUACAAUCCUCCAAAGGAUGAUGGCUCAACGUACAAGAUUGAGCUCGAAGGGAUAUCUGUUGAUAUCAUGAAAGAGAUACUAGACUACAUCUUCAGUGGGCAGAUCAGGCUAAAUGAAGAAACUAUCCAAGAUGUGGUACAGGCAGCUGAUCUCCUGCUGCUUACAGACUUAAAAACUCUCUGCUGUGAGUUUUUAGAAGGUUGCAUAGCUGCUGAGAACUGUAUUGGUAUUCGGGACUUUGCACUGCACUAUUGUUUGCAUCAUGUUCACUACCUUGCCUCAGAGUAUCUGGAAACUCACUUUCGAGAUGUCAGCAGCACAGAGGAAUUCUUGGAACUGACUCCUCAAAAACUGAAAGAAGUGCUGUCCAUGGAAAAGCUCAAUGUUGGAAAUGAAAGAUACGUCUUUGAAGCGGUGAUUAGGUGGAUUUCUCAUGAUUCAGAAUCCAGAAAGGUCCACAUGAAGGAUGUGAUGUCGGCAGUGUGGGUGUCGGGGCUGGACGCGGCGUACCUGCGCGAGCAGAUGAUGAGCGAGCCGCUGGUGCGCGAGAUCGUCAAGGAGUGCAACAACAUCCCCCUGACACCCCCGCAGCAGGGAGAGGCCAUGCUGGCCUCCUUCAAGCCCCGCGGCUACUCCGAGUGCAUCGUCACUGUUGGGGGGGAAGAGAGAGUAUCACGGAAACCAACCUCAGUGAUGCGCUGUAUGUGUCCUCUUUACGAUCCCAAUAGACAGCUCUGGAUUGAACUUGCUCCCAUGAGUAUUCCAAGGAUCAAUCAUGGAGUAUUGUCAGCAGAAGGAUUUUUAUUUGUGCUUGGUGGUCAGGAUGAAAACAAGGGAACGCUAAGCUCUGGAGAGAAAUAUGAUCCAGACACCAAUUCAUGGAGUUCCUUACCACCAAUGCAUGAGGCACGACAUAAUUUUGGUGUGGUAGAGAUUGAUGGGAUUCUGUAUAUUCUGGGAGGUGAGGAUGGUGAAAGGGAGCUGAUCUCUAUGGAGAGCUAUGAUAUUUAUAGCCGGACCUGGACCAAGCAGCCAGACUUGACCAUGGUUAGAAAGAUUGGCUGCUAUGCAGCUAUGAAGAAGAAAAUCUAUGCAAUGGGUGGAGGCUCCUAUGGAAAACUCUUUGAAUCUGUGGAGUGUUACGACCCCAGGACUCAGCAGUGGACAGCAAUCUGUCCUCUCAAAGAGAGGAGAUUUGGGGCAGUGGCCUGUGGAGUUGCCUCUGAGCUUUAUGUAUUUGGUGGGGUCAGGAGUCGUGAUGACAGCCAAGCCAGUGAGAUGGUGACAUGCAAAUCAGAAUUUUAUCAUGAUGAGUUUAAAAGGUGGAUUUAUCUAAAUGACCAGAACCUAUGUAUCCCAACUAGCUCUUCUUUUGUGUAUGGAGCUGUGCCCAUCGGAGCCAGCAUAUACGUGAUUGGAGAUCUCGAUACAGGUACAAACUAUGACUAUGUUAGGGAAUUUAAGAGGAGCACGGGCACCUGGCAGCGCACCAAGCCGCUGUUCCCCUCGGACCUGCGCCGGACGGGCUGCGCUGCGCUGCGGAUCGCCAACUGCAAACUCUUCCGGCUGCAGCUGCAGCAGGGAUUGUUCCGCAUCCGCGUUCCUUCUCCGUGACCCGUGUGCUGCCAGGGGACCAGACUGGAAGAGUUCUGUGCAGUCCACCAUAAUCUAGCUCUAUUUAAAGGAAAAGCUGAGAAAUUACAGCUGAAAAUUACACUGUAUGCUGUGCUUUGGUAUGGUAACUGUUUUUGUUUUAAAUGCUUACAAAGCUUGAGUCUCAGUACUUGUUUCGGGAACAAAUAACUUAAGUACACAUUAAAGAGAAGAGAAGGGGGAAAAUAAAAGGGGAGAUCAAGGAAACACCUUCAGUCAUAACCAUUUGGGGUUUAAACUUUGUUACUGAAGGAGGAUUUUGUGUGUGAAACUGGUGGGAAUCGGUUUCCUUUGGCAAAGCUUAUUGAAAAGCAAAAAAAAAAAAAAAAGCUUUCAGGUGCGUUUCCCCUGCGGGGAACUGAUACGAAUCCAUGUGCUAUCUGGAACUGGAUAGCUGUAAUACACAGAAGCUACACGAUAACCAACCUCCCUGGUGUGCUGCUGUUGGAGCAUGAGGCCACAGGAGGCGUUGGUCAUUGCACCUUUUAUUUCUAGUCCUUUCUCAAAAGAUAAGGUCUGUGCCUAAAAAAAUGGUGGAGGUGUGUACAUACGGUUUUUCAUUCAUUUGCAAUGGUUUCAUUCUGACAAAUAUUUUUAAUAUAUAUAAAAUGGACUAAUCUGAAAUGGAUACACCCCGGAAAAUGGAUACAGUACACCACAAAGAAGUAAACAGUUUUUUCCUAUGCUGUCAUUCAAGUAGCCUGAUGAACUGGUCUGCAGGUGGGUGGUGUGUGCUUCUGGGUGGGCUUUGGUGGCUGUUUUCCUUGAAGUGAAAAGGGAAGACAUGUUUGGAACAGUUAGUGAUGAUUGCUGCUUUUGGUAAGAGCAAAAGGACAAACUAAGUAGAUUGUGUUCCUUUUUACUUCAGAUUGCUUGCAAGCUAAGAAUGGUUUUUAAGAAUGAGGAUUGUAGAAAGGUGUAUUUUAUGUCUCUUAGAACAAAGGUGAAAUAUGACAAGGAUAUAUUUAUUUUGCAAAAAACAUGGGGUUUGGACUAAGAGUUAAGGAAAAUGUGUACAGUGACUUUAAAUUGGGAUCAAAAGUUGGUUUACUAAUGAUUUCUGUGCUACAGUACAGUCUUGUUUACUGCUGUCUGAUUUUGAAAGCUGGGUUUUAUGGUGUGGUUAUAGUGAAGAACUUAGUAUCUUGCGUUUUAUUUCUUACUAAGCCUUGUUCACAUCAGUAGUGAUAUUUAAUUGACUUUUGUUUGUAGUCAAGAUCAGCUGGUAGAACAGUUUUACCUCAAUUUUUGAUUUCUUUGUUGUUGUGAUGGGUGGGACAUAACCUGUAUUUAUUUAAAAGGAAUAAAAUGGGAGAGACGGAAAAUAGAAAUAAUACCUCCUGCCCUUCAGAAAAAGAGACUUUGUACAACCAGUAUUAUAACUACAUACAAGACUUUCCACUCUGCAACUCUGUGGACCUCAGACAAGCCAAACUCUGCCCUCACUUGUGUUAGUGUAAACCUUCAUCAUCUUUAUUGAACUCGUCUUACAUACAUUGAAAUAUGAUCCCAAACUAGUUCAAAAUAUUGGUAUUUCACUAAAUAGUCCUGGAAGAGCCAUUCUGAAACUUAAUUCUGCUCAGUCCUUCCGUAGCACUGAUGUGGGGUUGGAAUGACUGGUUCCUCAGCAGAGGAGUGUGGGAGGGUGGGGAAAAGGGCAGCAGCCAAUCCACUGACCUUUUUUUAUUUUUAUUUUUAUAAUGCUGAAGUGCUGCAAAACUUGAACUAUAUACAUCGAUUUUCUGACCUAUAUUAGUUGGCAUAUUAAAAAGUUUAUAUAUUUAUGCAUUGCAGUAAACUUGGUGUGUGUAUAUAUAUGUCUUUAGAUUUUAAAUUUAUAUAUAAUGCUUUACUACAGAAAUGUGAACCACUAUUUCCAUCCUUGGCUGGCUUGUGAAAUAAAUCAAGUGCUGUUAGUUUAUCUGUUAAACUUCCCUUUUUUGAAAAAUCUUACAUGGAUCAAUUUUUUUUUCCUCAGACAAAGUGCCAAGAUCCCAUAUUCAAAAGUGAUGAAUGUUCCUAAGUAUCUGUUUCACUUUGAGCUCAGUUUUCUAAGUGGCUUGGAAAACUUCCGAAAAUGUUAUUCAGAAUAUUGCCAGCUGCUAUCUCCCGAGUCCCUGUAGCUUCCCAGUACACUUGAGGGCAUUCAGCAUCCAGAAAACGUAAGUGAUAAAUGCACAUGAUAAAUCCAAGUAAAUACUCUAGCAGUGUUUUGCAGUUCAAGUUACUGAACCAAAUGUUUACACUUAGAGUAGGAUUAACACUAGGUGUUCUUAAUGUGUUUUUUUUUAAAAGAAAACAUAAAUAAAACAAAUCUGCUGGUGAUUGGAGUGUGUUGCGAAUGCACUCAGUGAGAUUUGACCAAGAAAUUUAAGCCUCUGUACCUGAACCAGUCACAAACUGAAUUUCUGAGCACAUUGUAUUUGUGUUAUUUUCCAUGUGGCUGGAGACCAAGUGUCCAGGGAUGCUCUCCAGGGGUUUUGGGCACGUGCUCAAGAUUUAGGCACUCCUGAGAUCUCAAAACUGGCUUCCUUGGCCUUGCCUAGGGAUGGGACCAUUCCCCAUCUGCACUGUCUGUGGGACUGAUCCAGGAGCUGUUCUAGCCUCUGUUGUGUGCAGAAGGGAAGGGAUGUGUCUUCCUGUGUGUCUGUCUGUCUGUCCAGCUCUGAUCUGUGAGUGCAUCCCUUGGAUUGUGCAAUAACCAGGUUCCAUUUCCCUCUGAAUUUGGAGCGAGGCUCAGAAGCCGAGGCUCCCCUUUCUGCAGGGAUUGUACCACUGGUGGUGUAGGAGUGAAGAGGCAGAGCUCACCUCUGACUUCUCUUUCUCUUUUCCAAGGGGUGGUUGACUUCAGAAAGGGAGGGAGGCUGUGAUGGUACCAGAGGUGCUGAGAGCAGGGAGGUCACCAGUUUGCUGAGUGUUGGAUGUGCAAACAGCUGGAGAUUGAACUGGCUUCACUGGUAAAUGCCACCACUCAGCUGUCCCUGCUCUCCUGGCACUGUGUACCCCUGCACAUCAUGGCUGAGCCCCAUGGGAAACAACUCAGGAGUUUUUCUGAGUUGCAGUCUGGGGGUUUUAGGUGGUUUGGCAGUUUAGGAACUUGUUUAAGUUGUCCUUGCUUAGCACAGUGGCCUUAAUUCCUCCCAGCUCAUGAGUUGGCACUGACAUUCAGCCAGGUCCUCCACAGGUGACUGUUUGAAUGUGUGUCCUGGCCAGCUGUCCAUGCAGGAUGAGGACUGGCUGAGCCAAAUUGAGCUUGAGGCACUUGGGCUGGGCCUCUGCAUCUGUUUUCCUUUCCCUGGUGAGGAAUUGGACCAACCCCAGCUACUGAAAUCAGAAAAUCACCAAAUACAGGGUAGGAAUUGUGGAAGAUGGGACGAGUGGUGGUUUUUUUCUCCCCUCACUCCAUCUCUCCCCACAAUGCCCCCAAGAAAAGUUUCUUCCUUUUUUUCAUGUGCCACAGAUAAUUUUGGAAAAACUUUGGAAUUGUCAAUUUUAGGGGAAAAGUGGGGAAAAAAUAUAUGCUACUGUAAGCACACAGCAGUGGCCUCUGUGCUUGUUUUACCCUUGUAGCCAUGUUGCUGCUCUGCACAGCAGAGAGAGAUUACAGAAGCAGAGGUGUAAAGUGCUGUUGCUCUCAUAAAAUAAAUCCCUUGAGUUUCUGAGGGAGGCACAUGCCUGGCCUGGCUCUGUUCCUUACCUGGCCUUGACAGAUGCUCAUAUUCCUAAAGAGUCAGGGUUGGAUUUCAGAUCCUCUCCCUUGCUGGUUUUAUAACUUGAAGAAGAGGCAUCCUGAAGAGUCUUCUGUUUUGUUGUACCAUAGCAAGGUCUAGUUGUCCUUAAAUAUUUUGUCAGCUAAUCCUUACAUUUUAGUUAUUGUGAAAGUGCUGUGUCAGCCCAGCUGCUUCUGAUCUAGUGAAUUUCUGUAGCUUUGAGGGUUUAAAUUGAAGGCAAAUUAAUACAAAAUUACACAAAAGGACAGAGGUGAAUCUGAAACCAGAAGCUGAAAAUCAGCAAACUGAUAGCUGUGGGCAGGCUGUGUCCCUGGUGUUUGCACAGCACGUGCCUGGCACACAGCCUGCCUUCAGGAGCAGAGAUCUUGAUGAAAAUAAGGUUUUUAUCAGAGCUACUGAACCGCCUGGCUUAUGAACUCCCCCUCCAGAGCACACCAGGCAGCUUGGUUGCUUUGCAAUAUUUCUGGUGCCUGCAUGACUCAGUAAAUGCACAAGUACAGGACUGAGGGGUCUGGGGAGGUUUUCCCCUGUUUUAACUGCAGUUUCUCUGUUUGUUCCAUAAAUGCUGUGCAGGGGCUCUGCUACCAUGCAUGUGCCAUGCAGAGUGGAGGAUGCAAUAACAAAUCCAAGUCGUUACAAGUGCCAAACUUUUGGGUUCUUCUGUGUAUAACAAUAAUUCAACUGUUCUACUAAAAUACAGAUGUGCUUAAAAUUCACUGUGUUCCAAAAAAGAGCAGUGGUUCUUUUUUUCAAAUGAAUGCUAUUGAAAGCAAUGUAAAUCUGAUUUUUUUUUUAAUACUGUUCUGCAGGUUUGUGUUACUCUUCACAGCUGCCUUGAGUAUCACUCCAUGUGAUGCAUAUGGACACUUUGCUCUUUACUAGAGCACUGGUGCCAUGCAAGUACAUAAUAAAAGGCAGCUGACAACAGGCUUUAGUAUUUAAAAUUAUAACUGUUUAGAUUAAGUGCAAUUUGUUUGCAUUUAUCGACCUGCAGAAGGAAACUGUGCCUCGGGAAAUGUGGCUGUGCCCAGGGACGCAGGCAGACUGAGCAUUGUAACUAAGGUGUGGUUUGGUGCCACUCACAGCAAUGCUUUCCAAGGAAUUAUAUUUAAUUUAGUGUUAAAUGGAUCCUUUCUGCCUCUAAUUUAGCACUGAGGAUUUGGGGGUUGUGUGCUCUUUAGCUCUUUGGAGCACUUAAAUGGCUACUUCAGGUGGGUGGGAGGGGUGUUAAUUGCAUCCGUGUUUGUAGAAGCUGCUAUUUCCAUCUUCCCAAAGGAGUAUUUCCUUUUCCCGUUCAGGGCUGAGUACAGGCCUGUGUUUCAGUCGUCACUGCUGCAGCCUUUUGACAUUUGCCAUUUUCUGAUGCUCUUCCUUGUUUUUUCUUGGAGCUGUGUUUCCAGGGCACAUGGUCUGUGAGAGAAGAGCACAGGGCUUGGGAAGGUGAGCCAGUAAAAGCUGAAGGCAGUGGGGUUUGGGGGAAACUGCUCAUUUUCUGUGGGGGUCACCUCUGUGUGCUCUGAAGUGUAUUAAUAAGUUUGGCACCUACUCUCCUUCAUCCCUGUGGGUUUUGGUGUGGGUUUUUUCUUUUUCUUUUUUCUUUUUCCCCUGGGAAAUUCCUUGCUGUAGGAAGGAUUGUAGCCAGGAUUUAAGGUGACACCUCUGACCAGCCAUGCCCAGUGUGACACUGCUGCUGUGCUCCCGCAAUCAAUUCUCUCCAAAUUUUGAUGAAUAAAUUACCUAAAAAACAUAGACUAAAGCCAUUCAGCUAGAUUAACACCUGGUCAAAAGGAUCAAGGGUAACAAAAGAACUAAACUGUGAGCCACUACCAAUAGACGAGUAUAUUGAAAAAUUAUCAGUGAUACAAAAUAUGAAUAAUAUUUUUUAAAAUUACUUAUUCUUGGCAGCUGCUUUUUAGUUAUAAAACUAUUUGCAAUAUAUAAAGGACUUGUAUAGAGUAAUAUUUGGAGGUGAUUUGAAAUAAUCUAUUGAAAUGUCUUGAAAAGUGAGCUGGAAGAUUGGAGCUUUUCAAUGGAAAAAGGCUAAAUCUUGAUGGCCAGCAGUUUUGCAGAGAACACCUGCCAGAGCACUUCAGUCCAUGAAGCUGCUCAAUGCCACUGCCUACCUGUGCCCUUGAAUUUGCAUAAUGAAAUGAGGCUGUUCUGAGCCCUGGUAAAAGCUGACAGGUCUGAUUACAAUAAUAGAAAGAAGAAUCCCCUGUGUGUAAUUAGUGUUAUUUUAUUGAUAAAACAUGAAUUUAUUUUUUUUUUUAAUACUGGCAUCUUUUUAAUUACCACCUUAGGCACUUACUUAAUUUCUUUAAAGUUUGACUUUCCUCCAUUUCUUUUGAGUUAAUGCUGAGACAACCUCAGUUUUUGUCGAGGGCAAGUUUCUUUCAUCUGUAGUUCUAAACCUGUCAGAGCCUGACCGACCUCCUGCCACCGGCUGUGCACUUGUUUCACAAGUGUCAUUGCUGUGCAUUCUGUUAUUGGGCUGCCAAUUUCAGAACAGAAAAAAAAACAAAAACCCCUGUGGAACAAAUUUGUACCUGAUGAAAACAAAAGCCAUUUUGGAAAGUUUAAAUUUCCAUCUGCAAUAGGUAGCGUGCUACAAAAACCUGAUCCUUGGCUGGGCUAGAGGAUCUGUUCUGAACAACCUCACAUGCAAAAGCUUUGGGUUUAAUUAAUCUGCUUUAUGAAUUUACACAUGAUAUCAGGAAAGCGUUAUCAUCCCUGUCACUCCUUUUUCUGGUUUUAUGCCUUAAAAAGCAAAGCCUGCUUAUUUAUUAGAGUGAAUGAAGCAGUGCACAGGGGUAUCUGCUGAGGUGAUCAAGUUAAACACAGCUGACAUUCUGUAAAGCUCUUGCUAUAGUUUCUUUCUGAGGGGAAGCCAGGGAUUGCCCUCUUAAGAAAUACUUUCAAACCCUUUCAGAGCUGGUCUUAAACUAGUCCAAAGGACUCCUGACUCCUUUGGGUUGCUUAGAGAACAUGAAGUCUGUUCUACCUUUUGUUUGCUUGGGGAAACACCUGCUAAGUCAAUUUUAACCUUUUUUUUUUUUUUAAUCUUGACUUCCAAAACCUGAGUGGUUUGCCUCUUGCAAUUGAAACAUGUUUGUAUUUAAGGGUCUGAGUACUGCGUUUUGCAAUGCAUGGUCCUGCCUUGGUUACAUGAUGUAAACAGCAAGCUGUGUUCUGGGGGGCUCCUGGAAGCUCCUUUACAGGGCUGAAGGGGAGAAGGUUCAGUACAAGAUUCUCUUACACUGCACAAGCCUUGCUGUGAGUGUCAGAUGGGGCAGGAGGCUGGGUUUGGGACAGAACUCAUGGAAUUGCCACCACUGGCUGCCCUCACUGUUUGGACCCCCAAAGCCCAUCAGGGGCAGGUCCUGGGUGUUCCAUGCACAAUGUUUCCUCUGGCCUCAGGCGUUUUCUCUUUUGCUGUUAUUACAGGAUUUUGCUUUCACUCUCCCUCUGAACACAGAGCCUGUGCCCAUGGGCCUGGGAGCACAGCUCCUGUGGGUCAGAAGGUGGCCACACCAACUUCUCCCUCUGGCUUUUGCACAUCUCUGCACAUCAGUGUGUGUGGGGACAGUGCUUAGUACGCAAUGAAAUGACUUUUCAUGGAGCUGGUAAAACUGAUGCCAGCAGGUCAGAGAUCACCUGAACACCUGUAAGCAAAGCUGCAGGUAGAGCAGGUGUAGCCCAGUCCCUCGUGUGUGUCACUGUGGCUGGAAGCCUUGUCCUGGGGGGAAAAGCUCCUAUUCCCAGCUACCUCAUUUUUAGUUUCUUUGCACUUUGUUAAAUAUUUUUUAUUUUGUUUUGUUUUAAAUCACAUUUUGUCCUUCAAUUAAAAAAAAUCUAAAAGCAGACAAGAAGCAGGACAGAAUGGUACUAUUGCCCAAGGACAGUUUAAUUUCAUUUUAAAUUAAUGUUUCUGUACAAAAAGACCAAGGUUGACCUGCAGCUGCUGUAAAAAAUAAAUAAAAAUCUCUAUUACUUGAUAGUAACUAUUUUACUUGGAAAUGAGAGUAGCAAUUGAAAGGCUGUCUUGAUGAUAUUUAAAUAGGAAGAGAUCUGUUUAAAAAAUAGAAGUCUCUGCUCUUUUAAGGACAGAUCAGAUAGUUUUCUCUCUGCCUGUACUCUGCUCUCACUGUUUUGCCUGUGAACUUGAUACAUUAUCUCAAUAGAGAGAAUCACUGAUUUUUCUGUAAUGUCUAAUUAGAUAUUUUUCUGUGGAGUUCCCCAUUUAAUCACCUGCAGAGGCAAAGCUGUUCAAAUCAAUACCUACAUUCCAUACCUGAACUUAUGUCAUUGACCAUUUCUUUGUGAUCUUCAGGUAUGUGGGGUUUUGCUUAGAUUGAAAAAGUUUUUUAAGAAGUGUCUUUUCUUCUGCUUCUAAAGGUGCUAUUUUGACAUAGUUUUGAAUUCCUUACACUGUGCUUGACUUCUAAAGUACCAAUAUAAGCUGGUAAUCAGCUUGUGUUUGUUCUGUGGAGUUUUUCUUUGAGUAUUCAAUCUCUAUUUUGAAAAGCAUCCCUUUUCAUAAAGAUGGCUUCCAAACUGUCAAAGGCCUUAAGAAUACAAAAGAUAAUGGAAAAUGCUACCUUCUUCCUUUCUUUGUAAAGGCAAAACCAAGAAAUGCUUCAUAGAAAACAUCUUCCUCUAAAAUUUUGAGGAGCAGCUCAUACUAACUUUGAAUUCAAUGUAGCAAACAUUUUAGUGGCCAUGCACAAAUAGUAGGGGUGAAACAAGGAGCUAUUCAUAACUCUGCAGACUGUACCAAUUAGCUGCUAAUUCCAGAGCCUUCCAUCAACAUCAUGCUGGCAAUUCCAUAAAUAUUCAUCUUCCCAGGCUUGGUCCCAGGACGUGGCUGUGUGUCUGGGACACGCUGACCCAUGUGGCUGGCAGAUCACUGGGAUGUAUGGCCCAGUGUGGGGUUUGUCUCUGACCCCUCCUGCUCAGCCUCCAGGGUUUGGGUGCCACAGGUGCUCAGGAGGAAGGAGGAGGGAGCUCCAAGUGCUGCCGUUGCAGUGACAUUAGCUUUGGCACUCCAGGGACAGGCUCUUGUAGACACAAGCCAUGGAGGAGAGAGCUGAAUUUUAGUCCUGCAUAGGAACUUUGUUGUCCUUUUUAUGCUGUCUAUUUUUGUCUGAUCCGUAUUAUCAGGUUGGUUUAGGCCUUUGGUAACUGUUACAGGAAGGUUUUUCUUUCUCUGAAGCACAUAAAGUCCUACUCCUGCCCUGUCUGAAGCAGCAGGAAGGAUCAAGGGUUGAUGUUUGAAUUUGUCCCAUCUCCACACAGCAGGUUAUUUAUUGCCUUCUUGUGGGCUCUGCAGUCCCAGUGCUGUAGCAUUUCUCAGCUGUGUUACUCUAAGAGCCCUUUAGCUUUUGAAAAGAGUCCAGAGACUGCCUUGUCCUUCUCCUUCACACAUUGGGUGCUGCCCUCUGGACCAUCCGAGCUCAUCCAGGCUGUCACUGCAGAGGAGCCACCGGUUGGUGGCCUCACAGGAGUAUCUGUGUUACCUGCACAGCUGAAAAACAGCUGAUAAGUGAGGGGCCGUGGAGAAGCUCUACUGGGCUAGCAAAUUCCUGAUCCUCAGUCUAGGGAAGGCUGAGGAGCAGCAUCAUUCCUUGCCUUGCAGCUGCUCUCUGCUGCACAGGUAAGGAUGACUCCACACUGUCCCUUACAUAAGGGUCAGUAUAAAGAUUUAUGGGCUGUUCAAGGAGAUCCACUAUUUUGCAUUUGUUGUAUUUAAAUCUGAAACUUCUGGAGCUAUGGAACUGUGGGUUCUGGAACUAUGUCUGCAGUGUGGAACCACAGUUACUUGUCUAAAGAGCUGCGGAGGUUCUGGCCACCUGUUUUUCUACUGCACUUUUUUCUUUUUUUGAUAAAUCAGAGAUGUGAAACUGCAUCCCAGUUUGUAUGCCCACUGCUUCGUAACCCAGAGUGGGACCCUGAUAAGCUGGAAUUGUUUUAUUUUACCUUCAGAAGGAAAAACUAAAAUUUCAUCACAUUAGAUGCUGUAUCUUCAGAGUUUUCCCUCAGUAAACCAUAUUUAUUGAGUCCCAUGGAUCUUAUGGGAUUGGGUUAAAGAAUAUGACUGUAUUAUAAGAAUGAUAACUAGUGUACUUAGCCUGACUUUGUACAGUACAAAUAGUCUCUUAUAUCUUAAGAGAAUGAAACAACUAUUGAAUAAUCCAAUUGUGAUAUCUGUAUUCCAUGAACCAAGUAAUAGGAGGGUGUUGGAAUGUGAUGUCACAUUCCUGCCCCUCUCCUAAAGGUUCAAUGUUCUGUCAAAUCUAAGAUCUUGAUAAUUACCAGGAUAUUGUCAGAAUAUAUUGCUACCUUUUCUACAAAAGGCACAUUGGUGUGGUGAGGUAAAAACACUCACCUGUUCUUUACCAUCUGUGGCAUGCAGCUGGACAGCAAGAGUUAUCCCCAUCAUCCAGCUGUCAUGUUGACUCCUGUAUAACAGAUGUGGUUACUGUUACAGGCUUUUUAUGUAUGUACAUGUUCUGUGGGUCCUUCUGUGCUUUGUGUGGGAAUGGAGUUUUAGCUUUUAUGUGUCCACCCCAAAAUCGUUAGAAAUGAAUUGAUUAAUCACUUGGGGGCAGGGUUUGGAAUGCUCUGAUUGGAGUAUGUUCUGUUUAAAACAGGGAAAAAUAAGACAUAAAUGCUCUUUAACCUCAAUCAAACUAUGCAAUACAGCACACCAGAGAGCUGAAUUCCUUGUGAUACAGAAGUGCAGCUCCUGUGUCCUUCCAAACCCAGUCCUUGGUCCAAGGUUAGGAGAGCUUGUACUCAAUGGCUGCCCAAGAAUCUCGUAGCCAGAUCAACUCCAGUUCACUGCUUUUGCUCCUGCCCCCUUGCCUGGCCCAGCAGUUUAGCUGAGUCAGGUUAUUGGGUGUUUUGGCUUGGAAUGAUGUGAUCUCCAUGUGUGUCCCUCCUGUUGUCCCAUGGUGUUGUCAGCUGGAGCUUGUCCUGUAACCCCACCGGCCACUUCACCAGUUUGCACCUCCCUGCCCUCGAGCAUGUCAGGUGUUUGGGGCUUGCUGUGCCCCCUGGGUUGUUGUCUUGCUUUCCCUGUGUCAGUCAGUUGUGGAUCUGGUGCUUACAGUAAAGAAUCCCUGUGAUGUCUCCAAUCAGUCCAAGUAUGUUUUCAUUUCUGCUGCUUCUGUGUGAGUUGGAUUUUUUUGCUUCUGUGGCAAUUCAGUGAUAAAUGCCCUUGUGGUCAGGACUGCUGGUAAAGGUUCUCUGUUCUCCCACUGCUUCAUUUUUCAAAUGAAAUUUGUUCCUUGAGUUCCUCUUCUUCCCCCCAUUAAAAACGGGUACAGUUUUUCCUGGUUCUGCCUCCUGUGAGGAGCUCUCCUCUCCCACGUGAUCCUGAAUUCUUCAUUCACUGAACCCACCCUGGACCUCGUACAGUUUCUGCCUCCUAACUCCCUUUACUAUUUUGUCUCUCUUUAAUUCAGAUUGACCUCGAUUCCUUUCUCUGAUUCCAGACAGGGAUUUUGGUGCAUAGCCUGGGAGACAAGCAGGAAAGCUCUUUCUGUGUGCAUCCAUUCCCUCCCCAGCACACGCAGUGUAAGGGGCUCAGCCUGUUCCAUUCCUUCCCCCAGGUUUUCCUAGUGCUAAGCAGACCACAGGCUGAAGCCAUUUCUUAUUUCUUUUGGUAACUGAAAAUAUUAGGAGAUUUUCUUCUUCAGAAAUAGCCACUGCAGGUAAGCAGCUGGCAUGAGAGAGGGUUGUUAUGCUUCCAUAUUCAGUAUUUUUAAUUGAGGAGCAAAUAAUUUAUUUUGGGGGAAAAUGUAAAUUUUUUUGUAUUUGUACGUCAAAGUGGCCUUUAUAGGAAAAGCACAUAAAAUAUUUAGAUUAAAAUUGCUUAGUUGUGUAAUUUCAGUGGGGAUUUUUGUAUUGACAGGGUUUCUAUGCAUUUUUCAAAAUAUACUUGCUGUUUUGUGUUAGAAUUAUUGGAAAUCUUUUAAAAAACAUGUAUUACUACAUUUUCCAUGGUUGAUCCCUUUACUAUCAUUCCUUUUGAAUACUAAAAAGAUUUUAAUUAACCCUGUAAAUUAUUUUUCCCCACAAAUAUUUGCAUUAAGUCAGUAUAAUGAGUUAUAGCAUGGGUAUGUAGCUUUAAGGGAAUGUGCCUAGUAGUGCAGCUUAAUUCUGGAGAGAUGUGUUUGCAGAAGGGCGGUACAGCAGCAUUUCACUUGCACUUAAAACACUAAAUUAGAAAAUUAAGUUUUUGCUGUACCUCUGUAGGGUUUUAUUAAACCAUGUCCAUCCUGUAUUGUUUACACUUGAGCAUUAUUUAACUAUGUAUUAUUUGUGCAGUUUGCAGUUCUCUGUUCUGUCAGGAUUAUGUGAACUUUAACAGGUAGGAAAAGUUUUGGAGUGUGUGGUGUCCUCAUGGGUUUGAGGUGAGUUUGGGGAGGGAGGAGAGAGGAAAGUUAGAUCCAUUCGUGUAUUUUUCCAUUUAAUUAUGUACACAUUUUCACAUUAGAUGAGACUGAAUAACUGAAGUUACAAUUGAACUGUGAGUAAAAUCAGUGGUUUGGGGGUGGGGGAAAUGAAGGGCUUGCAGAACUUCAGGCAAAAACCCUUUAGUUGCACUGUGGUACAACUGCCCUGACUGCCUGUGCAAAGCAUAGCCCGAGGGGACACAUCAGACCCAUCAAUUUUUCUGGUUUUACUUUCUCUUCUUGAUGUGUUGCUGCAAGGUUUGCUAAGUAGGACCUUCCCAGGAAUGUCUAUCAACUGAGACUUGAGUAUUUUCAUUUUAUGUUUGUAGUUUUAAUUUUUGUUCUUGUUUCUGUUUCGUAGGAGAUCCCACAUGUUCACAGGUUAGUGUAAGUGCAGGCUUUCAGGUGUAGCACCAAGUGAGCGUUUGAUGCAACCAUGCAUUCUGUAAUUAAAAUGUGCAAUUCUAAUGGCACUUUGACCCAUUGCUGAAACACUGGGUUUUGCAAUUGAACAAACUCAAAAAUUGAAAACACUCUGUGUCUUCAUUAGAUGUCUUGAAGGUGAAGCAAAAGGCAGUUACUCCAGUUGUACCCAUGAUAAUUUGAUUUGAUUUUUUUUAAUAGUUGUAUGGUCUGUUUUUACAAAAACACUCAUUUCUUGGUUCACUUUAGUUGCCAUAAAUUGCCCAGUGCAGAGUCUGGUCCACCUCCAUUCGUUUAUUUUCAUGGAGUAGUUGCACAAAAACUGGUAACAGCAAAGUAGGAAAGCUCUUUGGUUACUCACCAGUAGCUUCCCUUGCAGAAUUACUUUGUGGCUCACACAUGGUAUGGAAAGGGACACGGGAAUUUUCCUGGAUUCAGUAGCACUCGCUUUGUUUACGUGUUCAGUAGAACAUUGGGUGACUAAAGGGAGGCUCCCUUUUUAAAGUAUUUGACUUGUGCUUUGAGGACUUAGUUGCCACUGUGCAAAUUGUGCUGUAAUAUUGUACCAAGGAUCAGUGAAAGUGUUUUAUCUUUUUUAAUGUCGUUUGUAUUUGACCGGGUUUUAUAAAUGUAAGAAAACAGAGUGUUGUAUUUUGAUCUGAAAUUUGCGUAUGGUAAAAGUAACUUUGCUUUAUGUAUUGGAGGUUUGUUCAGAACUUGAAUCAUUUUAUAGAAGGGUACAGACCAAAAUUAAUUGUCUUAAAGGUGUUUAAUAAAUUAACCAAAUAAAACAUUGAUUGUUUGAAAACUUG
Passer montanus (Eurasian tree sparrow) is the source of this 15330-nucleotide messenger RNA. RefSeq names its product gigaxonin (gene GAN). Lineage: Eukaryota; Metazoa; Chordata; Aves; Passeriformes; Passeridae. Bases 73 to 1866 code for a protein of 597 amino acids. Gene Ontology annotation, biological process: cytoskeleton organization. Gene Ontology annotation, molecular function: protein binding. The transcript has 11 exons. The record is from RefSeq and is a predicted model, not a curated record.